GUAGUGUAAUAGACAUUUAGAGAGGAUUUAGGAUGUAGAAUAAAUGCUAACAUAGCUUUAUGUCUGCUGGACGGGUAAACCAUUUGUUUAAGAAGACUCUCCGGUGAAAGCACCCGCAGGCUUCUUCUUCCUGCUCCACGCUUCCUCAUCAACAAACCCAUAAAGCACGCACACCAGUUGAACCAGUUGAAAACAAAACAGUGUCCAACCUGUGGCUCUUCUAAAACCUUAGCAACUAUAUAAGGUUAUAAUAUGUAAAUAUUGUCAUUACAGCCUUCUGCGCUGCGGCCACAAGAAUAUCUUUUGCAGUGUUUACAUAUAUUCCAGCCAAAGCCCUGGGUGUAUUUGUAUUAUUUAAAAAGGCAGUGGCGCAAGAUCCCGAUUUAAAUGUCAAGCUAAUAGCGACAUGCGGCGGUACAACACAACGCAAUCCAGUGGUGCUACGAACCACAGCCUCCGAAGCGAAAACACAGCUCUCAAUAUUACUUUAAACACAUUCUGAAUGCAUUGAUCUGCACGGAGAGAGGAUUUUGUGCAUGACUGUUCAGUCAGAAAGCAUUUGCUUUCAGUUUUAUAUCUGAUGAGAUGGCAGCAUGUGUGCAUGACAUAUAUCCAGAUCUGCCUUUUAAAAAGCUGAUAUAAUUGACGGCUUCUUUAAUUAAUCAUUAGCUCCCUAAUUAACUCAUUUUUUUUUUAGCUUUAGGUACAUGUGCAGAGUUUGAAUAUAUUCAAAAUGCUGUGUUUUUUCUAUAUUGUUUACAUCUAUAUUUUUUUUUUCUCGUAAAAUGCCACUUGCCACAUUUUUUACUUGUCUCACUCAAAUCUCAAACGUAGCAAAUGGGAAUCCAGACUCUUAAAGUACGAUGACAUCCACAUACAGCUCAAUUUUUUUUUUUUACUGUCCUGAAUACUAAACUGAAAACUCGCCUCCUUUCCCCAGCUUUCUGAGAGUUUUCCCCCCUUUCUGUUUUUUUUUUUCUUUUUCUUUUUGGUGCCAGACAAAGGCAGUAGGGGACUUUGCGGAGUUUCUUUGGGCAAAGGAAAUGGUCGAGGAGGAGUGGAGCAGGGAGGAGGUGUAUCUGUCAGAGGGAGGCUGGGCUGAGAGGAGGAGGAGGAGGAGGAGGUGUUACGGUGGGUAUGAGAGGGAGAGGGAUAGAGAGGAAAGCAGAGGGAGGGGAGGGGACUGUGCUCUCAUUCACGUUGGCGGCAUUUAGCUUGAGAAUGAGCUGCUUCUGUCUCUUUUUUUUUUUUUUUUUUUGGACGAGAUUUUUUUUUUUUUUUCUGUAGAGGAGUUUUGCUCACGAGGGUUGGUCAGAAACUGAGCCAAACAGCCAGGAGGCAGAGCAGGAGCCUAGUGACGGUUUGAGCCGAGUUAAACCUGAGGCUGGAUGAUGAGGAGGUCAGACGCCAGAGCAGCUAUGCAGGGAACAAACUGCGAGCCAGCGACCCCUCUGAGCUGCCACCAUGGCCCUGGUUCAGGCUCUGCCCAUAUCUGCUGAGCCCCACAACCCCGGCCUCAGCGGAGGAGCUCGCAGACGACACUCCUCCGGUCCGUCACCCCCCACCAACGCCCCGCCCUCCACUCUGGACCCCAUGGGCUCGGUCAGCAGCCUCAUCCCCGCCCGCCCCGGCCCCUUCCCGGACCACCGCUCCGGCGUCGACCUGGGCGCCCGAGUCCGACGGCCCACGCCCGGAGCGCCCUGCCUGGGCUCCGAGUCGCCCCAAGACCCGUUACUGCAGAGCGUCCCACCGCUGAAGAAGCAGAGCUCCACGACGUCCAGCAGAGGGCAGGAGAAGGAGAGCGGAAACGGGAACUACACCUAUCUGAAUGAGGACUAUGUGGGCGACUGGAAUGACAACCAGGUGACGCCUGGCAGCCCGGGAAGUGAUGUGGACGAGAUUAAAGAUGGUUUAAGAUUGAAUGGAAAUAUGGGCGGACCUCCUCCAAAACUGAUCCCAGUGUCAGGAAAACUUGAGAAGAACAUGGAGAAGACGGUGCUGCGGCCCACUGCCUUCAAACCCGUCAUCCCCAAGAGCCGCACCUCCAUGCAGUAUCUCUCCCCUCGCCAUUGUGCCAAUGCAUCAGAAAGCCAAAACAACCUGAACCUGCUCAGCCCCGCCCACAGGGAAGUGUCGCCGUCCUGCUCCGAGAAGCGCAGCUCCUACAGCGGUGGGCGCAACGCCGCCGCCGGCGGGAGCAGCCAGUCCUGCUCACUGUCCGACUCGGGCCGCAACUCCCUCUGCAGCCUGCCGCCUUACAACAGCGCCGCCUACAGCCUGGCGUCAGCAGAGGCCCCCGCCGGCCACCUGGAGCCCAUGAAGAGCGCCCCGCCAGCCAGCGCACACGGACACUCCAACUCGGACAGCGGGCGCUCGUCCUCCAGCAAGAGCACGGGCUCCGGGUCGAUAAGUGGGCGGGGCCAGCCCCUGUCCGACAGCGGGUCCAGCGGGCGCUCCCCCGGCCCCGUGGAGGGCUACGAAGGGGUGGUGAGGGACCUGGAGGACAAGCUGAGGGAGAGGGAGCUGGAGCUGCAGCAGCUCAAAGACAACCUGGACGAGAACGAGGCUGCGAUCUGUCAGGUUUACGAGGAGAAACAGAAGCGCUUUGAGCUGGAGCUGGAGGAGCUGAGGCAGGGCUGUGCCACCAGGAUGCAGGUCGCCUCUCAGAAGGCCCAGCGUGCACAGCAGGUGCUUCAGCUACAGGUUUACCAGCUGCAGCAGGAGAAGAAGAAGCUGCAGGAGGACUUUGCUCAGCUCCUGAAGGAGCGGGAGCAGCUGGAGGAGCGCUGCACCUCCUACGAGCACGAGAAGAUCCAGUUGGGGCCUCGACUAGAGGAGACCAAGUGGGAGGUCUGUCAGAAGUCGGGGGAAAUCUCGCUGCUGAAGCAGCAGCUCAAAGAAGUGCAGGGAGAGUUGGCCCAGCGCGUCGGGGAGAUCGUCUCGCUGCGGGGUCAGCUCAGAGAGACCCGCGGCGAGCUGACCAACACCCAGGUGCUCCUCCAGGAGGCGCACGGCACCACCCGCACUCGGACCCUGGAGCUGGAGGUGUGCGAGAACGAGCUGCAGCGGCGCAAGAGCGAGGCCGAGCUGCUCCGGGAGAAGGUGGGGCGCCUCGAGGUGGAGCUGUCUCAUCUGAGAGAAGCCCUGGCCAGUCAGGGCCCGGGGAACAGACAGUGUCAGGUGUUCCAGGAGGCCGAGGAGCAGCUGCUCGCCUACGAGAGCGACGAGGCCAAGGCCCAGCGGCAGAGCAGCGCCGAGGCCCUGCAGAACAUGAAGGCCCAGAUGGACAGGAUGAGGUCCGAGCUGGCUUACGAGCGGCAGAGGUUCGAGCAGCAGACGGGGUGCUUCGAGGAGGAGCGCAAGAUCUGGCAGGAGGAGAAGGACAAAGUAAUCCGCUACCAGAAACAGCUGCAGCAGAACUAUGUGCAGAUGUAUCGCAGGAACCGGGAGCUGGAGCAGCUCCUGCAGGAGCUCAGCCUGGAACUGGAGAGCAGGGAGGAGGACGAGGGCAGCGGCAACGAGAUCAACUUUGACGAGAUCGCCGCCACAGAAAUAUGACCGCCACGUCCGUCCUCCUUUCUUUUUUUUUUUAUUUGCACUAUUUUCAGCUAAAUGUUUUUUUUUCCCCCCCUACAUGUCAUAGAUCAUCUGAUGUGACAAAUGUAAAAAAAAAAAAAAAAAAAAAUGACCCCGUCACUAAUGUCUCAGUUGGACCUCAUCAGAAUCCUGAUCUGACCUGAUUUAGUCCGUGGGAGGUGUUAGCUGUCGUGUGAGUAACUUCUCUCAACCUUUCACCAUCCUCCACCCUCUCCCCUGGUUUUAGCACCAUACUCCCACUCCACCGGUGUUAGUCACUUCUCAUCGGUCCAGUUAACUCGGACUGAGCCCACGCUGUCGUCAGCUGACGGUAAACGUGGGCUACAGCACAUUCAGUAUGUUAUCGUGUCAUCAAGAGUGCGUGAGUCAGAGAAAGGUGAAGAGUUGUGUUGCUGUUGUUGUUUAUCACAGAGGAAAAUUACGGCAAAAACAAAAAUCUUAAGUUUCCAAACACUCUGGUUUUAGGUUCGGUCCCAAACUUGUGUACCAGUAAAUACAUAAAUGGCACCUGAUGUAUGAUGAUUGGAUCAAAUCAGUUUUCAUGCACGGGUAAUUAUGAAAUUAUACUUCAUAGACGCUCAUUAACAAAAAAUUAACAAUCAUUGCUACAAAGUAGUUCUGUGACUGUAACACUGUUAAACUGUCCCCUCUAUAGUUGUAUUAUAUGUUACAGGAAGCUUUAUCUCUGAAAAUGAAUGUGCAGAGGUGAGUGAUGUUGAAGAGCAGUUAAAACUUGCUGCAUGCAGAUGUUUAGAGGUUUAAUUCCAGCUAGGACCAAACACAUGACUCCUGUUUCCCUACGUUUACAUGGACGUUAGUAUUCCGCUAAUAACAAGAAUAAAAACGGACUCACGUAGCCUGAAUCAGAACAGACAGAUAAGGCUGGCGUUAACCAAUAAGUUAGAAAAUAUUAGCUUAAUAUUAGCUCCCGCUGGCUGGAAUAAAUCCACUCUUUUCCGGCACGUUUGCCCCACAUGAGGUAAACAUCAGGUGACAUAAGGAAUUUCAAAAAGGAGCCAGAAUCCAUGUGGACGGUAACAGUGACACUUUUCUAUUCUGAUUGGAUGUUUUGGGGUGUUUGUGCCAGUGUAAACGGUUAAAUCUGAUGAUUUGAGUCCAUGUAAACGUAGUCAUUAGCAUACGUGAAGGCUCCUCAUGCACCCAGAGAUAUUUAACUAACGUUAUAAAAACCACGUCACCACCUGAUGUCUUUUACUAACGGAUACUGUCUCACGGUCACGUUAUAACCUCAUGUCACAGCCCUGACUGGGUGUUAAGUUGAGUUAUAUAUAAUUAAACAGCGUGUGUCACAGCACUAAAGCACACUCAUGCUUUUUUAUCUCUUAAUUAGAGAAAACCCUUCUUCCGCUUCUCUCUCUAAGAGAUGUCCGAUUGCUGUGUGUGGGCGACGUGUUAAUAAGCACUGAAUAACAGUUUCCAUUGACCUUUAAAGUAUUUUUUUGUUUUUACACAUAUUUAGUUCCCUGUACAACAGAAGGAAGACACUUUUUUUUUUUUUUUGCUCCUCUAUUACUGCUGACUGAGGAUUUCAUCCUUUGUAAAUAUCAUCACACUCAAGGUCUCCUUCCAGAGAUGUCUCUCCAUCUCAACGAAUACAAACAUAGCCACUGUGAAUAGACCAAAGCAAUGUCGCGCACAUUAUAUUUUGCUCCUACAGAUACGACGUCUGUAUAUUAACGUUUGUGUGGAUGUUUUGUUCUCAGUAUAAUUUUAUAAUCCACAAUAUUUGUAUGAAGACAUUUAAAUGUAUAUUUUCAUGCUGUACAUUUCUUGAACAAACCCGCUAUGGUUUUAAUUAAAAAAAAGACCAAUUUUCA
This is a messenger RNA of Mugil cephalus (flathead mullet), 5435 nucleotides long. Its product is annotated as leucine zipper putative tumor suppressor 2 homolog. The transcript has 6 exons. The record is from RefSeq and is a predicted model, not a curated record. NCBI's taxonomy places the organism in Eukaryota, Metazoa, Chordata, Actinopteri, Mugiliformes, Mugilidae. Gene Ontology annotation, biological process: cell division; negative regulation of canonical Wnt signaling pathway. The coding region runs from base 1465 to 3558 and encodes 697 amino acids.